AUGAAUGCCAGCUCAAUUGCCGAUGCUCUCUUCCUGGAGCCUCCCCAUUCACACGACCCCAGCAAUGUCUCACAUGUCGCGGCACUGCCAGCAUCAAUGCUCAUGCAACUGCCAGAGGCGGUGCAAGACGCCCUCUGGACUCUCCAAGAAUCUACCUCGAUUGUCUACGCCUCGUACCUCAGAUUACAAGAACUUCUAGACGAGCGGUUUGACCGAUUGAUUCCUCUACCAGGAAUGCCCGGGUCGUAUUCUGAAGGUGCAUUUUUCAACUACAUGAACGCGUUGUCCGCAGAACGGCGCUACCUGCUAGAAGACGCGCACCCGGAUUGGAAGCACAAGGCGUCGCGAGCCGGGCUGUCCCAAUACGGCGAGCUGCUACUCACCUGCCGGGGCAGGGAGAUGACGGUGCGGGAAUGGUUCGAGCAGCUGCAAAGGGCCGAGCAGCUCUGGAUCCAGGAGGCUAAAGACGCAGAGCUGCCCGACUUUGAAAGCACCGUGACCGAGUACCAGAUCUUGACGGAUUCGGAGAGCUCGACGCCGCCCAGCGAGGUGUCCGAGGACGAGGGGUCCAGAGGCUGGGAUGCUCGGCCGGCCCCAGCGACCCGAAAACCAAUGGCGGAUCUUAGGACCAAGAUGGGAGGAGGACACGAAAUAGGACCGGAGCGGAUCGCGAAGGCUCUAGAAGCGCUGUGA
This is a messenger RNA of Cladophialophora psammophila CBS 110553, 693 nucleotides long. RefSeq lists its product as uncharacterized. The transcript has 2 exons. NCBI's taxonomy places the organism in Eukaryota, Fungi, Ascomycota, Eurotiomycetes, Chaetothyriales, Herpotrichiellaceae. The coding region runs from base 1 to 693 and encodes 230 amino acids. The record is from RefSeq and is a predicted model, not a curated record.